AUGGAAGAAAUGAAGAAGACUGGUGUCCGCAUGCCCAAAAGCAGGCAAAAACCAGUAAAGACAGAAUGGAAUGCCCGGUCCGUCGUUUUCACCUACUUCCAAGGGGACAUCAGCAGUGUGGUGGAUGAGCACUUCUCCAGAGCUCUGAGCAAGCUCAAGAGGCCCCAAGGAUGGAGUUCCUUGAGCCAGGAUGACAAUGUGAUCCUCAAGAAUGGUGAGUAGAAGACAAGGACAUGUGUCACCAGUCAUGUGGACAAAGAGCACAAAGUAAAAUCCAUUCAAACUAAACGUUCAGGAGAGAUGAAAGAGGUGCCCGUGGAGGGAAAGGGCACCAAUAGCAGCAUGCCUCCAAAUCAGUGGCGUCUCACUUCUUCUUGGACAAAGCCACGGCCAGAAGCAUCUCUUGGAAGUGGUGCCAGCAGCAGCAGCAGCAGCAGCAGCAGCAGCAGCAGCAGCAGCAGCAGCAGCUUGCAUGAAUAUGGUCCUAAGGCUAUAGAUCAGUACCCGCUGUCUAUGCCCAAGGCCCCCUCUGCACAUCCUCAAGAGAUGUGGCAUUUUUCCUCCCAAGAGAGGCCAGACUCCCAAGGGCCUGCCUACUCUCGUGCCUUUCCUGACAGGCAUCUGGCUCCAGAGGUCUACCCUGAUGGGAGACGUGGGUCCUUCCUACAUUUACUCCAGCAGGAUAGAUACCUAAACCGUCCUCUGGAACCUGCAACCAGGGAGACCUGCAACCCCGCCAAGAUAGCCGGAAGCAAAGGAUUGCUCACGAACCUGCCUCCCAACUCAGACCACUACAAGAAAAUCUAUGGUCACGGAUCUGCCAGUUCCAGCCUUGGCAAUGAAAGAAGCCGGUCUCCACAGAGAAGAAGAGACCUCUACUUUUAUUAG
This is a messenger RNA of Peromyscus eremicus (cactus mouse), 888 nucleotides long. RefSeq names its product vestigial like family member 1 (gene Vgll1). The transcript is spliced from 7 exons. Lineage: Eukaryota; Metazoa; Chordata; Mammalia; Rodentia; Cricetidae. The record is from RefSeq and is a predicted model, not a curated record. Gene Ontology annotation, biological process: regulation of transcription by RNA polymerase II. Gene Ontology annotation, cellular component: nucleus.